AUGGAGGACCACUACACAAACUGCGCCAAGCAGCGUCCGAACCAGCGAAGGCUCCAGCGUAGACAGCACCCCAGAGCACCCCCCUAUUACAAUGACAUAGUUAUAGGAGCAGUGUGUUGUCGGAUCGACACGUCCGAGAACCAGUUAAGACUUUACAUAAUGACCCUGGGCUGUCUACAGCCCUACAGGAGACUGGGCAUAGGGACGGUCAUGCUGCAGCAUGUUCUCAGGAUAUGUGACAAAGAUGCAAACUUUGACAAUGUAUUUCUACAUGUACAAAUAAACAACGAUGGUGCGAUUAGAUUCUAUGAAAAGUUUGGGUUUGAAAUUGUGGAAGAAAAACAAAACUAUUACAAGCGAAUAGAGCCAGCGGACGCCUAUGUGUUACAGAAGUCCUUUCGUGUAACGAACAACAACAAUCAGCCAGCUAGUGAGGAGACUACGUCCAAUAACACAGAUAUGAUGGAGUCCUGAAUAUAUUCACCAUGGAUCAUGAUGACACUUGAAUUCCUGAUGUUACAAAGACAUUUUUUGAAUGUGAGAAUAUAGAUUUGAAGUGCUUUAAACUUACUAGUUCUUCAACAGAACAAAGCUGUUGGUCUUGUAGUCCUUUGUUACGAAGUUCCAAAAUGUGGGAUAUUCAUCUGACAUUGGGACAAGACGGGGUGCUUUUAUUGUUCUU
Messenger RNA from Haliotis rubra (blacklip abalone), 682 nucleotides. Its product is annotated as probable N-acetyltransferase san. NCBI's taxonomy places the organism in Eukaryota, Metazoa, Mollusca, Gastropoda, Lepetellida, Haliotidae. Gene Ontology annotation, biological process: mitotic sister chromatid cohesion. Gene Ontology annotation, cellular component: NatA complex. Gene Ontology annotation, molecular function: acyltransferase activity, transferring groups other than amino-acyl groups. The record is from RefSeq and is a predicted model, not a curated record.